Sinocyclocheilus anshuiensis is the source of this 871-nucleotide messenger RNA. RefSeq names its product low-density lipoprotein receptor class A domain-containing protein 2-like. The record is from RefSeq and is a predicted model, not a curated record. The annotation marks the transcript as partial. NCBI's taxonomy places the organism in Eukaryota, Metazoa, Chordata, Actinopteri, Cypriniformes, Cyprinidae. The transcript is spliced from 4 exons. Gene Ontology annotation, molecular function: protein binding.
AUGGCCAGAGUGAGAGUGCGAUGCAUUCAGCACCUGUCAGGAUGGUUUGUUCUGUUCAGCUUAAUGACACGCCAGAGUCACUCCAUCGAGACAGUGAAUGUUGUGGACUUCUGUGGACAGACAAUACAGGGGGACGGCAUGAUUGUAAAGUCCCACCAGGAGUCCCAGAAGUACUACUUUGUCUCCAUUGGGACAGAUUGCCAACUCACCAUGCAGUCCGCCACCCCCCGGGAGUUCUACUUCCGCUUUUUUCUGGUCUACAGCCUGCUAAUAUUGUCCCUGCACAGCCCCGCACCCCUCUUCCCAGAAUCACCCAGGGGGUCCUCCUCAUCUGGCCCGACGCGGCCUGAUCUGAGCUUGGAGCCAACCACCGGGGAGGGGCCUGAAGACCCCUGCCAUGCUGGCUCUUACAUCCAGUUCUACGACGGGAGGGAUAAGUCUGCACCCCCUAUUGGCCAGCCACUCUGUGGGAAGAGCCCUCCCCGACCAGUGUUGUCAACGGGCAACUUUCUAACUCUACGUCUUGUGACGCGAGGAACUCAGCCAAGGGUGGACUUUGUUGGAGACUUUACUUCAUUCAGGCUGGGUUUUAACCAAUCAGAAUGCAGCGGAGAACCUUACUUCAACUGUCGCAAUGGGAAGUGUAUUCCCAUGAGUCUGGUUUGUGCAGAUGAAAAAGGCAUUGACAACUGUGGCGAUGGCAGUGACUUAAUCGAUUACCCUGGUUGCAAUGGUCCUCUAUCGACACCCAAGCCCCCACAGCAUCACGUUACCCAACCUACACAGAUGCUGGAUGUUCCAACUCGGACAGUGUCCACUUUAAAGAACUGUGCCACUCCAAACGCCAUUCCUGAUCCAGAUUCUGUGACCG